Messenger RNA from Dermochelys coriacea (leatherback sea turtle), 1881 nucleotides. It is a transcript of the gene ABI3, whose product is annotated as ABI family member 3. Gene Ontology annotation, molecular function: SH3 domain binding. Gene Ontology annotation, biological process: regulation of cell migration. The record is from RefSeq and is a predicted model, not a curated record. The coding region runs from base 332 to 1468 and encodes 378 amino acids. NCBI's taxonomy places the organism in Eukaryota, Metazoa, Chordata, Testudines, Dermochelyidae. Gene Ontology annotation, cellular component: lamellipodium. The transcript has 8 exons.
GCCUCCAGAUCAGGGGCUGGGAUGCAAGGAACCAAGGGUGGUUAGCAGGGUGUUAGGGGAUGGAAGUCAAAGUGGUCUUUGAAUUAACCCCCAGGAUGGCUGGGCAAGUGACCAGUGCAUAGUGAAUCUGAGGCAGAUGACUGAGGUCCUCCAUUCUCUAUGUGAAAUGCAAAGGAAAAGGUUCACUGCUGCUGAAGGCAGUUGAAGUGUGUCUGAGCUCCUCCCCAGCCAAUGACUACACCAGCGUGUCUGAGAGCUGCAAGGUUCAAAACCUCAGGCUAGGACAGCAGCUCUCUCAGAGAAGGAAGUGGGAACAGAGCAAAGCAGCAGCAUGUCUGAACUGCAGAAACUUCAGCAGCAUGAAAUCCCCUCUGCCAGGCAAGUCCUGAGGGAGAAUUACAGCAAACUUCACAAAGUGGCUGACUACUGUGAGAACAACUACAUGCAGGCAACAGACAAGAGGAAAGCCCUGGAGGAGACCAUGGCUUACAGUGCCCAGUCCUUGGCUAGCAUUGCGUACCAGGUCAGCAACCUAGCCAGCAGCGUCCUUCAAAUGUUGGACCUUCAUGCAGCUGAACUCCACCAGAUGGAAGCCAACGUCUGCUGCAUUGCGCAGAUGGUAGACGUGCACAAGGAGAAAGUGGCUCGUCGAGAGAUUGGAACGCUGACAGUCUGCAAGAGGCCCCCCCACUAUCAGAAAAUCAUCUAUCCAACAUAUCAGGAACCCCUGGAAGCUUACUACAGAAAACCCCUCAACUUCAGCAUCCUGGAUGAUGUUGGUCAUGGGAUAAAGGACCAGAGCACACAGUUGUCACGAACGGGAACCUUGACUCGGAAAGGAUCCAAGACAUUAUCUGGACAGUCUACAGGCACCCUGGGGAAAAACCAUCGUAUCCCAGAACCCAUUCAACUGCCUGUGGUUCCGGAAGGCAAACUGUCAGCAGCGUCCUCCACAUCAUCUUUAACAUCCCUCAGUUCCAGUGGAGCAGCUGGCAACAUCAAUGCCAAGGUGCCUAUCGCACAACCUAUGCCGUCCUCACUGCCUCCUCCAUUGGACAUAGACACAAUGCCUCCUCCUCCCCCUCUGCCUCCUGUAGACAUGCCCGAAUCUUCACUCAUCGGUUUUGAGAUGCCGCUCCCAGAUGUCCCGCCACCAUUCUCCAUGCCAGGUGCCGACUUCCUGGAGCCCCCCCCUCCGCCUCUGCCAAGCUUGACAGAGUUUGAAGAUUUUGCCCCUCCUCCUCCUCCCCCCCUGGGUACAGAGGAACCUGCGUGGGUGCCAGACAGCUACUUGGAGAAAGUGGUGACCCUCUACCCCUACACUCAGCAAAAGGAGAACGAGCUCUCAUUCCCAGAAGGGGCCAUCAUUUACAUGACCCGGAAGUACUCGGAUGGUUGGUGCGAGGGCGUGACCAGCGAGGCAGAGGGGUUCUUCCCAGGCAACUAUGUGGAACCUUUCUGCUGCUGACCCUGUGUGGAUGCAGGAGAUGACACCACUAAGGACCAGCAGAGGUUUUCCUCCUUCACGGUUAAUGGAGUCCAUUCUCUCUGCCAAACCAGGGAGGCCACCUCCACUGCCCCGGCUACAGAAUUUAUCACUAUGCAUUUACGAUCCAGAUUGAUCAGAUUAUAGAUUCCCCAUUCCCCCUCCUGCGCUGGGGCACAGACAGACUCACAUUCCUGGCAGACAGCAACAGGGAAAGGUAGCGCUCCGAAUCCAAGACUUAUCAGGAGCAGCUUUGGAGGCCCAAGAAAGUGCCCUGCUUUGACACUGCUUUCAGGUCAAAUUUUAGUCCCCCAGGGCUCAAUGGGAGUUUUUCCAUUGCUUACCACUGGGGACCAGGCUUGAAGCCUUUAACCUGGAAUCCCUUUGCUUGAGGC